GAGGAGGAGCUCGGAGCCGUCGGGCCCCUCGGAGCCAGGCCUCGCCCCCAGGGAGUGCUCAGCGGGCUGGUGUGCCACGGGCCUUGGUGUGUGGCAUUUCCUCACGCUCUGACCAAGUGCUGUGUGGCUUCCCAGGCAGCGGCAGCACCUGGCACAGGUGGCCAUGGGGAAGCGUUACUUCUGCGACUACUGUGACCGCUCCUUCCAGGACAACCUCCACAACCGCAAGAAGCACCUGAACGGGCUGCAGCACCUCAAGGCCAAGAAGGUCUGGUACGACAUGUUCCGAGAUGCAGCUGCCAUCCUGCUGGAUGAGCAGAACAAGCGGCCCUGCAGAAAGUUUCUACUGACAGGCCAGUGUGACUUUGGCUCCAAUUGCAGAUUUUCCCACAUGUCAGAGCGAGACCUGCAGGAGCUGAGUAUCCAAGUGGAGGAAGAGAGGCGGGCCAGGGAGUGGCCACUAGACGUUGCUGAGCUCCCCGAGGGUAAUCUGGAGGACUGGCUGGAGAAGAGAGCCAAGCGGCUGAGCUCAGCCCCAAGCAGCAGGUCUGAACCCAUCAGACCCACUAUCUUCCAGUACCCCGUGGGCUGGCCACCAGUUCAGGAACUGCCGCCAUCCCUGCGGGCACCCCCACCCGGGGGGUGGCCCCUGCAGCCCGGCGUCCAGUGGGGCUGAGCCCCUCAUCCCCACCUGCUCAGCUCUUGAAUCAGUCACAAUAAACAUAAGGGCUCAUAGUGGG
This is a messenger RNA of Equus quagga, 740 nucleotides long. It is a transcript of the gene ZMAT5, whose product is annotated as zinc finger matrin-type 5. The transcript has 6 exons. Bases 164 to 676 code for a protein of 170 amino acids. Gene Ontology annotation, cellular component: U12-type spliceosomal complex. Gene Ontology annotation, molecular function: zinc ion binding. The record is from RefSeq and is a predicted model, not a curated record. NCBI's taxonomy places the organism in Eukaryota, Metazoa, Chordata, Mammalia, Perissodactyla, Equidae.